AUGACGGCCAUCGCAACCAUAGCCUCCACGGACAUGGGGCUUCUGCUGAGAGAUGAUGUUUUUGUCGACUUUUUCAACACGUUUCUGAAUCUUCCCGUUUUUGGCCAGACACCCGUUUACAUCAGCAGCACGGGCCAGUGGGACCUCUGGCCAGAGCUGCCGAGCCUCCUGGUGAGAAAACACCCCUUGCAAGGAGGCCUAAUCCUCUCCUUGGGCGCGGGGUGUGCAACACAGGAUCCCAGCCCCACGGCUUUACUGGCUUGGCUGGAGAAGCACCGCCUGCCUCACUUCUGCAAAUCCAGCCUGUGCCUCCACCUCAUCCUCUGCCAGAAGCUCCUGGGUUUCAUUCGGUCGGGGGAAGCAGGGGAAGAACUGACCAAUUUCUGGCUCACCACCGAAAGGCUCCUGGGGCUUGACGAGUCAGAUGCGAGGCAGAGGGACCUCUACCUGUCCUUGCUCCACAGGCUGAAAGCCACUCACCUGCGUGAAGGCUCCAGCGUCAUCACUCUCUGCAGGACCAUCACUGGGUUGCUGCCGAAAGCCAGGCACGUUCAGCCCAUCAGCACCAGGAGAGAGAUCCUAAGCAAGAUGCAGGAACGAGUCCUUUUUAUGAUUCAGAGUUACUGGCUCCCUAAAUUCUUCAUCCACUGCAAGAUGGGCAUGGAGGAAGAGAACUCAUGCCAGCCUCUGCUGCAGGAAUAUCGGGAGCGUUUAUUACAGGCCAAUUCACAGGAGCCCUCAGGCUUUUCGGAGAAUCUCUUCACAAUGUAUAUUAAAAGGAGCCAGGGAUUGUCAGGGCCUUACUGCAGCAAGAAGGCCAAAGCGGAGAUCUGGACUCUGAUCAAGGGGGGAAGAGACACCCAAGAAAUGAAGAUGCCCAGUUUUCAUGUGCAACCAGAAAGGAAGCUGGGGCCAGCUUGGAGCACAAAGGAAUCACAUCUGGAUAAGGAUGCUUUGGGAUCGAUUCCUCAGCAGUCAGAGCAUCCUGCAAAUACUGCCUUUGGAGGCAAAGGAAGACUAACCUCUCCCAAAAGCCCUAGACCCAAUGCAGAGCAGGUCCUUCAUCUAGGAGACCUCUGUGAAGAGAAAGUCCCCUUUAACCUGCAUGCCUCUGCACCCCUUGUCCAGCUGCCAUCCCUGAAAAAGCCAGUCAAGACCUUGAGUUUCCUUCCCUGGGCCCUUAGCGCUGAGACCUGCGCGGGACGGCCCUUCAGAGACUUCUUGAAGCGCCAGGACCGGUCCAUGGAGACUCAUCUCCUGGACCUGUGGCAUGACCUGGAGGAAUUUCUGCCUGUGGCGCUGGACUCCAGCAGAGAAAACAGUUUCUUCCUGCGUCAUUUGAUUGGGGAGAAGAUAUGCAAGACCUACCUGGAGGAAGGCACCACUUGGCAGCUUCCCUUGGAGACCAGGACUCUCAGGAGCUUGCAGAACCAUCUGAUGUCUGGAGAAUUCUCCCCCUGGAUAUUCAGAGCCCAGAAGGAGAUUUGCAAGGUGCUCUGCUGCUUCUACGAGGAGUUUCUGGCUGACGAUGACAGGACAUUUCUCCAGUUUAUGUCUCCACAGAGAGAUGUCCCGAUGACCAAGAUGCAAGGCCACGCUGUUGGGAAAGAUGAAUGUUUCCUCCUGUCCCAGCGGAUACACCAGUCCUUGAAGCUGAGCCAGGCUUUGCAUGGCACGAGGAACUUGGAAGGUCUCUCCUCCAAGCACUUGCGAUUAAUUGCCACUCGGGACCUCCAGAAAAGGGGGUCCAUCCAGGCAGAGGUGGAACCUCUCCUGUGCAGCAAUGCUGUUGAACCCGAGAACAGAAAGAAGACUGUUCCUCUGAGAAAAACCAAAUCAAGUGCAAUGAAGUCCACCACUGUUGCAGUAGAGAAGCCAUCUGGAAGACCCAGGCACUUCAUGACAGUACUGCACAACCCUGCCCACCUGCAGUUCUUCAAGCAGUUCCUUGAGGAGCGCAAUGCAGAUGAACCACUGCGUUUCUGGAUGGCUGUGGAGAAGCUAGUUGCAGAGACCAACCCCAAGACAAAGAGGUUCCUCAUUAACAGCAUUGUCAGAAAUCAUUUCCGUGCUGAAAUCCCAGCUGAGGAGCAGCUGGACUGCCACACUUCUAUCAUCAGAGAAAUAAAUGAGGCCGAAGUAGUCAGCCCCUUCAUGUUGAUGACAGCACAGAUCUUCAUCCAGAAAGCAAUGGAAAAACGAUGGUUUAAAGAGUACCAGGACCUGUUCCCGCCAAGUGAUACACAUAGGUCUAACCUUCGUUUGCAGCAUGGGAUUGGUAACUUCAUGACAGAUAAGCUGCAGUGGGCCUGGUAUGCCAUUCACGACAUCAUCAAGAGCAUCUGCAAGUUCCGGAGGGAGAUGGACAAUGACAAACACCGUGCAGAGUUUGAGGACUUUCUCCGGCAGGAACUACGAAACGAGGAGGAAAACUUGCCCAUCAGAUCAACGCAAAGCAGCAGCACAGUGAGCAGUUUCCGCUCCCACAUGACCUCUGCCAGCACCUCAAUGGACAAGGAGAUGGUACUAGUGAAACGCCACCUGUUUAACCACCAGCUCAUUACCAUCAACUUCCUCGUUGACGACCUCCACUUUUAUCUGGAGAUCGACAAGUUUUCCAGGCUGGCUGAUUCAGUUGAAGCUCUGGCAGCCCGCAACAUGCGGCCAGAAAAGGAAGUUGCCUUUCUAAAAAGGAAAGUUGCCAUCAUCAGCAAACUCUUUCUGAACUCCGAUAUUCCCCCCAAAUUGCGGGUAAACAUCUCUGAAGAAGAGAGAGAUUUAAUCUGGAGUUUAUCUUCCAAGGGUCUACUGAACCGUGUCCUCUACCACAGGGCCAAGGUCAUCAUCUUCCCCAUCCUGAUGCACUUCUGGAGAAGGUUCUGCACCUGGAAGGUGAUGAGGAGCUUUCAGGUCUCUGCAAAGGACAAGGUGCCAAUCUCUUUGCCCAAUACAAAAGCCUCCUCCAAAUCAUCUGACGUCUACAAUCCAAUACUGCUUCAUCUCUUCUCGUCACCAGGCAAUCACACCAUCAUUGUCUUCACGCUCCUGAAAGGGGUCCAGAUCCUGCUGCCACAGCCCCAGAAGAAAAUGGAGCCAUUGGAGGAGCAAAAAGAUUCAGCUAGAAGUCUUGAAAAAAGGCUCUCGUUCAGCAAGUCUGCCUCCUGUCCUACAGAACAGGCACUGAGGGAAGGAGAGACCUCCGAGGAAGAACAGACCUCCCACCCUACCAUCCACACCAAGCAGGACAGGGGCGUGCUCCAAGAAAGCUGA
Pelecanus crispus (Dalmatian pelican) is the source of this 3270-nucleotide messenger RNA. Lineage: Eukaryota; Metazoa; Chordata; Aves; Pelecaniformes; Pelecanidae. The record is from RefSeq and is a predicted model, not a curated record.